AUGCGCACUCUGUUCUAUUUCAUCAUGGGCUUGCUGAAUCUGAUCAUCGAUACGAUCAUCAUCGCACUUCCGAUGCCGUAUCUGACCCGCUUGCGGACGUCAUGGCGCAAGAAGAUCGUUGCAAUCAUCCUACUAGGGAUGGGUAUAGUGUACGUAUACCAGACAGACUUCCAUCGCCUGCAAUAUGCUUACACGAACCCUAGGACCUGGGCCAUUACCAUCUAUCGCCAGAAGUGCUUGUGGGGUCUGAAUUGGCGAAAGGUCAAUCGAUAUUCGGACAUGGCCAUCGCCAUGUUCCUGGGUGGUCUCGAGUGCGCAGUCAUGAUCGUUGUGGCUUGCAUACCGCUCAUGCGUCCUCUCUUUUCGAGAAGCAAGGCUCGCAGCCCGCCGAACCAUAGCGACAACCUCAACGAAGGGGCGCAGCUAGAGAAGGGAAACAAGAAGGCGCCAGCUAAGCUUCCUCGAUUGCUCGACCCGCCGUCCUGGUUCGACAAUGAGGACGAUGUCGAUGCGCAGGUCGAACUACAGGCAAAGAAGGAUGGGCAGAUGACGGAUGCAGAGUCUUCUAGUUCCUCUGACAUCUCACGCGCCCCAGGCGCCCCGGAAGAUACUGUCGUAGAUAGGAAGACAUGGGCAGCGCCAGUAUGCUGGGAUGCACCUGAGGAAUGUCGUAAGCAGGGUCCGCACGAGCCACCCAUCGUGCAUGCAGAUGCGCUUUGA
Alternaria hordeiaustralica is the source of this 720-nucleotide messenger RNA. RefSeq lists its product as uncharacterized. Lineage: Eukaryota; Fungi; Ascomycota; Dothideomycetes; Pleosporales; Pleosporaceae. The record is from RefSeq and is a predicted model, not a curated record. The coding region runs from base 1 to 720 and encodes 239 amino acids. The transcript is spliced from 2 exons.